Messenger RNA from Eriocheir sinensis (Chinese mitten crab), 7243 nucleotides. Its product is annotated as general transcription factor 3C polypeptide 1-like. The record is from RefSeq and is a predicted model, not a curated record. NCBI's taxonomy places the organism in Eukaryota, Metazoa, Arthropoda, Malacostraca, Decapoda, Varunidae. The transcript is spliced from 33 exons. Bases 71 to 7147 code for a protein of 2358 amino acids. Gene Ontology annotation, cellular component: transcription factor TFIIIC complex. Gene Ontology annotation, molecular function: DNA binding. Gene Ontology annotation, biological process: transcription initiation at RNA polymerase III promoter; 5S class rRNA transcription by RNA polymerase III.
GAAGAAGAUGAUGUAGUGCCUUCUGCGGCGCCUACGUCAGUGUUACUAGUCAGGGAGUGCUGCGGGGAGGAUGGCGCCCACCCUUAACUAUGUGGCCGACCUGGAGGACGAGGUGGCGCUGGAGGGCCUCGACGGCAUCACGGUGGAGGGACUGUGGCUGAGGCUGAAACACAGACCAAACUUUGAGAGCAACAUGCCACUGGAUGACAAGAGCAAAAUCUUUCUCUGGUCCCUCAUCUGCAGGAACCAAGAAAUAUCCAUGUACAAGCUGCCCACACCCAGGAGGGAGCUUGUCAUUUUCAACAGGUAUGAGCACAUGGACCAUGAGUUGGGUAUUGUCCUGGAGCCUGCGGACAUCCCGGCAGACAUUUACCCGUUCCACCUCAUCGAAGACACAGAGAAUGGCAUCCGGGGGUCCUGCGCCACCUACCAUGAGCGCAUUGACGUCACGGAGACGGUCAUCACUAUGAGCCUGGAGGAGGUGGAGGAGAUGUAUGGUCGACAGCUGGUGUUGGUGGCCAGUCCACUGCUGAGGGACAAGGCUCUGUGCAUCAGUGCCUGCAUUGACAAGUUUUAUGACCUCACCAUCAGCCAGUAUGUCAUCCUGGAACGUAUUGGAAGGUCAAGGUGGAUGGGGGAGAUUACACAGGGCAAGGUGAGUCUUGCGUCCAUGGGUGAGAAUCCCAAGACAAUGUUCUACCACCGCAAGCGCCUCCUGAAGCUGAACCUCAUCACCAAGCAGCCGCACCAGCAGAAGGGCAUCAAGGGCCAGACCAACAACGGUUCCCUCCUCCACCUCACAAGGUUCUAUGUGGAGCGUCAUUCCAAGUUCAUCAUGAUGAUCCAGAGGGCUGUAGAGCUGCUGAUGAGCAAGCCUAACCACUGCGCCCCCUACAGCCAGGUCAAGGAGGAGAUGGGCAUCCCGGAGCCCUCCUGUCGCAAGCUGUUCAAAAGCACAGAGUUUCAAAGGCUUGUGAGGAACGUGAGCAAGCCGUACCGCAAGGUGUACCCCAACGCCACCGCUGCCCAGUGGAAGUGCAAGGGCAAGGACGUGGAGAAGUUUAUCCGCAUGAUGGAGCUGAUUGACCCUGGGGUGGAUCCCCUGGAGGUGUGCAAGACAGACGAGGCGGUGGAGGAGGAGGAGGAGGAGGAGAUGUACCCCGGCAUCCUGGACCAGAGCAAGAUCAGGUGGCGCGAGGACCUCCUCCACCAGGCAUACAAGAUAGUGGAGGAAGCCGGGCCUGAUGGUGUGACACAGUCCGACAUGGCAAGGAUGCUAGGGCAGGCCAAGUUGGACUCACGGACCAUCUGCCGCAACCUCCAGCGCUGCAACACUGUCCACUCCCUCAUGAAGGACGUCGGGCGCCAGAGAGUGUCCCGCUACGUGUCCCACAAGUUCAUACAGACGGGACACCUCACGCAGGAGUUCCGGAAAGAGAGGCAAAAGAUGAUCGCCAUGAUAGAACACGACAAGCCUCAGGGGGCCAACCUUCCCUCAACAUCACAAAAGAAUGAGGUGUCCAAAACAGUGGAGUCCAACCUUCUGGAGGGCGUGGAGGUGAACAUGGAGGUGGUGACCAUGAAGAAAGGGGGCAAGGAGAACUGUGAUGCUGCCUCCACUGACCAGGCAGACUCCACUCCCUCCUCCUCCUUCCCCUCCACCUCCUCCUCCUCCCUCGCCACCCCCAGCCAGGCCAAGCAAGGGGAGAAGAAGCCGCCUGAGGGAAAGCUGUACAGUGAGGGUUUCCUGAGCCUGCUGAAGGAGAUGAAGAUGACCUACAACAACCAGAAGCGCAGCUCUCCACAUGUCACCACCAGGAUGAUGAAGCGCGCCAACAUGAUCAUUGAGGCUGUGCGCUCCACCAGGGUCAUCGACGACGCUUUCAGGCUGCAGAAAAUGAUUGUACAGGCCGAGACAAAGGAAGGCUAUGCUGUCAAGAUGGACAAGAAAAGUCUUGACCGCCUUCUGGAUAAGCUGUCCAAGGAAGGUUUCCUCAAGAACAUCAUCGUCAAGCUCAAGAGCAAAACCACCAAGACAACCAAGGAAGUACGCUAUGUGGUCCAUCCCAGCAUAACAUUUGACAACCCCCACCUGAUAUCAACCAUCGAGCAACAAAAGCUGAAGUUCCUGGUGGCCAGCAAUGAGCCCAAGAAGGACGCUGAAGGCAGCAGCCCGGACAAGAAGGCUGCCGCCCGCAAGGUCAAGAUGGAGGACAAGAGCGAGGGUGUCCAGGCCUCUGCCACAGUGGAGGUCACGGCGGAGGGUGCCGGGGAGGCCAUGAACAGGGCCUCGGUUGGGGAGAGCAUGCACCAGCUCAAGCUCAUGAACAGCAGCAGCAGCAGCAACCAAGUGGGGGAGGAGGCCUUGUCUCCACCGCCCGCCACCAAGUCAGCCGACUACAAAAAGCAAAUAGGCAUCAAGACCAGCCUGGGGCCCAAGUUUAUGCGCAAGUAUGAGCUACACAAGCUGCUCUUCUACCUUGUGUACGGCUACCAGGGCAGCGAAGACUUGUGCCAGGAGGACGCCUGGGUCACCAUCGCCGAGGCCUCGCCGGAGGUCAACCUGCAGAAUGAGGACAUGUCAGAGUACCCGAACAUUUACUACCCGGAACUUUCCUACAAAAUGUUCAUCCCACCUCUACCAAAACACAUGAACACUGACAACGGCUGGGCCUUCGUGUGCGACGUUCUCCUCCGCCUUCCACUCUGCAUCUUUGUCCGCCUUGUGAGUGUGCCCUGCAUGUCCCCAGAGCUGGAGAGCUUCCUGUGCCACCCCCUCAGGAAGAACCUCCUGGUGAAGUACCUCCCGCAGCACCUGCGCCAAAACCUCCUGCAGGGCCGCCGCUACGUCACCUACGUCAUCGACCUCAUCAACCGCCUCUGCUACAUGGGGCUGCUGCAGUACGGCCAGCAGGUGAUGAAGGAGAAGGACCAGGUGUUCAUCUAUGUCAACCGCCACGCCAGCCUCAUCGACUCCACCAUCUCCUCCCCCGGCUACCACCAGAUCUCCACAGACAAGGAGUAUGUGCGCAAGGAGUACUACUUCAACUGCCUCCAGGACAUCCUACAGUACUGGUAUGAUCUGUGGACCAUCUCGAUGCACACUCCCCUGGGCGGCCACAACUGCAUGCAGGGCAAGAAGAUCACCAUCCAGAUCCUGGACCGCAAGCCUCAGAUCCUGGAGACUCUCGCACCACGCAGCACCACAGAGGCACCGCUCAGAGACACGGGCGUCAUCCCAGGGGACGGGCGGGGUGCGGGGGGGCUGGACUCGGCCAUGUUCGCACACCUCAAGCGCAACUGGUCAUCCUCGUCCCAGUCAUCCGCCACUCGCCCCUCGGCCAUCAUUCCACCAUCCAGCGUUGCAGGGGAGCGGGCGAACUACGAGGGGUCAGCGUCUUACUCCCAGUACCUCAUGAACACCACCAACCCCUCGGCGGAAACCCUGUCCCCCAAACACAGACUGGCUGGCCUGCGCAACGUGAAACUCUCGGUGUACAGACCAAGGUUGGGGCCUGACGGGAAGGCCUUGGAGGUGCCAGUUGGGGUGGUCAGCCGUCAGCCUCGGGGACGGAAGAGACGGCAGGAGGAGUCGCAGCCCUCAGACGUCAAGGCACCGGCUGUCAAGUCCACCAGGAGCCGAGGCACCGGUAGGAACAAUCAGUAUAGUUACCAGCGGGAACUGAAGCAGCGCAAGAAAUCGCCCAAGAAGCCGUACUAUGACGAGGAGGACCGCGCCGCCCUCAGGAGGAUGAACAAACUCCGUGUGGACUGGUCGUCGGCCGAGGACUCCUUCCUGCUGCUGUGCAAGGUGGCGUCCUGUUUCCUCUUCCCUAACGUGCGGAGCCAGAUGAUCACCUUCAGCCUGGUGCGGGACCUCCUGCACGAGCGGUUCCCCGAGGCGCGCAACAAGACCUCCCGGGCCUGCCAGCGCCGCAUCAACUACAUCAUGAAGAACGCCACCACCGAAGACAAUGUGUCGAUAUUCCUGGAGGAAGUGCGACAGGACGCCAGCAUUGUGUCCGAGUUUAAGAGCCCCAAGGUCCCCAGGAACAAGACCAACCUCGAGAACGUCUACUCCAAGAUCUUCCGCGAACUCAUGAACCGUCUGGUGGUCAAGUUUGCCUCCAGUGACUCCCGGCAGUGCCCCGACCUGCCCAGCACCCUGGAGGAGUUUGAGGACCGCUACCAGGUCAUCGUGGCGUCCUCCUCCCUCCGUAGCAAGCUCAGGAUCAAGGAGGUCACCACCAUUGCCGAUAUUGACUUCUACGUGGUCAAUGCGCUGAUUUAUAGUUCGCUGUGCUCCAAGUACGACCGCGACUCCUACGCCUACCAGCUGUACCUCGCCUACCAGCAGUACCCCCACACGCUGCUCAACUCUGUGCUCACCAGGAUGCGUCAGGACCAGAUGAUCAGCUACAAGAAGGCCUACAACCGGUCUGUGGUUGCCCAGUCCUGCUUGCCCCUCUCCACCUCACCCUUCCAGCUCUCGGUCACCUACCAAUAUGUCUUCAAUUUUAAGUACCAGUACGAAAUCUUCGGGCAGGCGUGGCAAAUGCUGAAACAACUCGUGCAGCAGAGCAGCCAGUCAGCCUUGAGGGCCAGCUCAAAGGAAGGAUCACCAGCACCCUCAUCCUCCCCUUCCUGCCCUGAUGUCAACCCAGAAGGGGGCAGCAGCACAGGCCAGGGGGAGGGAGUGCCAAUACUGAUCCAUCAGGAGGGAGGCUACUGUGCUGCCAUAGUUGCUCUCUUGGCCACCAAACGGCUCAUCUUCAACAUCGUGAUCCCGGAGCAGAUCAUCAUGAUGGACCAGCAGCACACCGUCAUGCAGGACCACCACGAGUCCCUCCUCCAGCGCUUCUCGGACCACACGCAGCUGUCAGGCCGGGACAUACAGGACUUUGACGUCUCCUUUACAGACGCUGAGAAGAAGCAGCAGCUUCUUGCCAGUGCAUCAAGGCCUAAAGUGGGUGAUCGCAUUGCUGAAGCCAUGGGGAGAGAGGCUUUUUCCAGGGGUGAUGCUUCCCCUGUGUCAGCCUCAACACAAGACUGUGAGGCACACGAUGUAAAAACAGGCAUUAAGGGGUCUGUGAAGAGGAAGGUUGGGAAGGAGAGACGCAAAGUUAAGAAGCUUUGUAAGGCUCCCGGCACCAUGAGCCAUGAGGAGGAUAAGGAUAAGGAUGAAGAGGAGGAGGGGGAGGACAUGGAGGUAGGGGAAAACACAUUUGCAUCUAAUGUUCACAAAAAUCUCAGACUCACCAGCACACCCUCACAGCCUAAAUUGAAGGUGGAACAGGUGAAGGGAACUCAAGACUCUGUGGAGGUUGAUGGAACUGAGGAGCCUAGUCAAGGGGGAGGAAAGAAGAAAGAUAAACAUGUCAGCUUCCAGGACGGUAAUGCUGGGGAUGCUGUAGAGAUGCAAGACACUGAGGACACCUCCAUACUGGGCGAGGCAUCAUCUAUCGAAGAAGAUGCAGAUGGUUCAGAGUCACAGGGCCGCUCCAACCUCCCCUCAGCCUCCCGCCUGGGCCUGUACAUGAUGCGCGACCAACUCACGCAGGCGGACGUGAACCAGAUCAACAUCCAGCACGCCCAAGAGCACCUGGUGGUCAACGCCUGCGACAUCACCUGCCGCCUCCGCCCCCCACCCGACCUCCAGGAUGAGUACAGGGCAGCGGUGGCCAAGGGCGUGGAGGCUAUCGAGGAUGUCCUGCUGCCACUGCCCAAGGCUUUGGUGGCUGAUGCCUUGGAGAAGAGGAGGAAGGUAACACUGCAGGGGUGGAACCAGCUGGAGGACGUCUUAGCCCAGUGGGAGGAGGAGGGCCACGGCGCCGACCUGCUGGCCAUGGUGAGGGAGCUCUAUCAAUACAUCGACCAACAGAAGGAGCUCGGGGCUUCCGUCAAGGACCUCAAAACCAGGUACCGGGACUACCCCUACAACGUGACGGCGGUGGUGGCGCUGAUGGAAGGCGCGUUGCUGCUGCUGCGUGUGGGCGCCUCGACGGUGUGCUGGGUCACCAUGCAGCACACCAAGCCCUGGCUCAUACAGACCAACAAGAUAACGCGAAUGAACCGGCAGAGCAUUCAAGUCCAGGGUGUGUACAAAAUGAACUUAGACAAAACAGGAGAGACGCCAUCCACCUCCACCACCACUCAGGACUCGGGUGUGCUGGAGGGGAGUGAGCAGGAAGGCAGCAAGCAUGGCGAGCAGGAGCAGGACCAAGCAGUGAGCCAGGAUGCAGAACUGGCCUCAGACCCUCUUGCCAGCAGCAGCCCCCCGCCAGGCAACUUGCCGGGAGAGGAGUGGUCAGCCAGUGCAGCGCCCCCUCAACAAGGAAUGGAGACAGAGAGCCAAGCAGACCCAGCAUCUCCUCCCUCUGGCACUGAGCUGGACCUCCCUCCCCCUGUGGCCCUUGAUUCUAGCACUGAGGAGCCCCAGAACCAGACUUAUGAGGCCUCCACCAGUAGCUCUGUGCAGGCACUGGGGGAAGGGGAGGAGGAGGCACCCAUCCCCACCACAGCAGACGCCAGUGAAGGGGAACCGACCACCACCACCAGACGUUCUCGGAGGAUAUCCCAGAGCAAUGCAGCAGCCAAGCAGGGCGAGGAGGACACAAGCCUUGGGGUGCGGCACAUCCACUCCUUCCUGGCCAUGCGCAAGAGGAACUACAAGCGUGACGAGAAUGUGUCCAGCCGGAUGGAGAAAACUGUCCAGCAUCACUACCAGACGUCCGAGCACGAGAGGAUCGAUGUGGCGGUGCGUCCAUGGGUGCGGCUCAAUGGAACACUCAACAGGCGCGUGGUGGACCGUCUGCUGGGGGCCGCGCUUUGCCUGGUGAUGGAGCGGCCAGGCAUCAGCGGGCGGGACAUCGUCUGCCGCUUCUCCCCCGCCCUGCAGCCCGCCCACACCCAUGACCUGCUGGAGACUCUGGUGCAGCUGCAGUGUGUGGUCAGGGUACAGCUGGUGCCUUCCCACAAGCCCUCGCUCUUCUCGGAUAUUGUGGACUAUUCGCUGGUGCUGGCGGAGGUGCAUGACUGUGAUGAGGAGGUGCUGUACGAGCCCACCGUGGACGCCAUACUCAAGCUCUCCAUGUUCAUCGGUGAAAAGAAGUACACGCAGGACUUCCUUUCGGGGGAGCGGAGGUGAGGGAGCGGCGGAAGGGGCAGCGUUGUUGUGAUGUGUUGUGUUAUUGUUUCUUGAGGAAACAUUUGUAUAUAGAUAAUCAUGAUCAUUCAAGGUUUA